Messenger RNA from Neoarthrinium moseri, 1095 nucleotides. RefSeq lists its product as uncharacterized. The coding region runs from base 1 to 1095 and encodes 364 amino acids. NCBI's taxonomy places the organism in Eukaryota, Fungi, Ascomycota, Sordariomycetes, Amphisphaeriales, Apiosporaceae. The transcript has 2 exons. The record is from RefSeq and is a predicted model, not a curated record.
AUGUUUGUUUGUGGCCUCCUUGGGUGGCGAGCUAUGAUUGUUGGAAUCUCGCUGUUUCAUCUCUACCCGGCCACUUCAGCUUCGUCUCUGAACCCGCCUAUUGGACAGAAGCCGCUCUUUGCCACAGUGAACGAAGUGCAUGGCUACAAUUACAGUAUUGGCUUCAGCUUGCAAAGUUCCUUCGGAGCAGCUGCUGCAAUCAUCGACAGGUUUGAUGGCCAAAUAGCGACAGUCGCUCGGGUAUUCCAUGGAGGGGCUGAGUAUGAGCGGGUAAUGACAAGACUGUCCUUGGAAACUUCGCGGCAUAUUGCACCUCCGUACGAUGAUGAUGGGCAGUUCUGGGCAGACCAACCCAGAAAAGCGGUGCGCGAAGCUCUCAAGGCAGCGCAACUCCCUGCUUCGUAUGAAGUUCUUAUUCUAGCCCAAGUUAUUCAGCGCCUCUCGUCCGAGAUAGAAUCUACGUUGGGUAUCGAAAUUCAAGAGGCCGUCUUUGCAGCGUCGCAUUUAGUUGCACUGUACCAAGACGAUAUUCAAGAUGCGGCUGCUUAUUCUGGCAUCAAGUAUGUAAUUCCCAAAGGCCUUCAUGAUCCAUUUGUUUGGGAAACGGCAGCAGCCUACGCUGGGCACGGCUUUGGCCUCUGCAAGCACUGGCAGGACGACGACGCAUGCGCGGACGAAGGGAAACAAAUGCCAAGCGAGACUAUCCUUGCAGUGCACUAUAGUCGAACCGCUUUGACGGUGUCUCUAACUGUAAUUUCGCAAGCACUCUGGGCAUGGGAGCCAGAUUACAGAAGGGUUGAAAAUUUUACGCUCGGAAGUGACUCCAUCAAGAGCUAUCCAAAUCGAGAAGACUACUGGACUGACGUAAAAGAUACGAUCCUCAGUAUCAACACUCAAUUUCCGCUUUUUCCAAAGCCCGGCAAGGUUUUGGUCACAGGUGACCUUGACGGUGGCGACUUCAUCGAUUUCUUGCGGUCUACAAUGGAAGAAUAUCUUGGCACUGCCCCGCAUUUUCUGACCAACGACACUACUACGGCCGCGGCGAAGGGUGCAGCGCAGUUCAUGAGAAGGGGACCGGCCGCAUGGUCACCUUAG